AUGACUUCCCUUAUACGAGCGCUCCCUUUGCUGUUCAGCGACCAUGCUCGCGACAUGCACCUCGCCACUCGUGAUGAUCCAGCCUCAGUAUCCUCGGCAGGUACGCCCCUCACGGGCAGUAACAAAUCCGAAUUCGCGGCCAUGGGUGUAAUUGCUGCUUUCUCUUGGGUCGCCACAUUGGGCCUCUUGUCUUUCCUUACAUACCGAAUGGUUUUCUGGCAACGCUUUUACAAACGACCUCUCGCUGAGAAUCAAUAUGUCGUUCUCAUUUACAACCUUCUUUUAAUCGAUCUUCAACAAGCAACGGCGUUCUUAAUAUGUCUGCAUUGGCUUCAACGGGGCAGUGUCAACUAUCCAAGUGCAGCUUGCGUUCUGCAAGGUUGGUGGAUUCAGGUUGGGGAUCCCGGCAGUGGAUUAUUCGUGUUGGCAAUUGCGAUGCAUACUUGUGCGGUUGUUUUCAGAGGACGGCAGCUUCCAUUCAAACCAUUUGUCGGGUGUGUUGUUGGGCUAUGGGUAUUCAUCAUUAUUCUGGGUCUGAUUCCUGUCGGAAUGUUUGCCUCCAAAACCUUUGUCAUCUCCGAAGCAGGCUGGUGCUGGAUCAGUGAGGCACACGAGACUGAACGUCUUUGGGUUCAUUAUAUUUGGAUUUUCCUUGCGGAAUUCGGAACUGUCGUCAUCUAUGGUAUUAUGUUCUUCUAUCUGCGCCGACGUAUGUCGCAGGCUGCGAUGCUCCGGCAACACCACAAAGAGAACCUGAACCGACUGAACCGCGUUGUCAUUUACAUGGUUAUCUACCCGCUUGCAUACCUGGUUUUGUCUCUUCCACUAGCCGCCGGUCGUAUGUCUACCGCAAGAAGUAUUGUUCCAAGUCGAACGUACUUUGCUGUUGCAGGAUCGUUGAUGGCCCUGUCUGGACUGGUUGAUGUGACCGUGUACACCUUGACACGCCGACACUUGCUGCUUGAAACCGAGCUCAGUACUUCGGACAAACAAUAUGCCUACUCGAACUCGAACGCAUACCAAACACACAUUAGCACAGCCGGACGAGACGGCAAGAAAUUCCGGGUCGGAUCUCGGUUCCGCCGAGGGCUACAGAGCGUGAACGAAACAGCCAACGACAACCGAGACGACUCCACCGAAGACAUUGUGCGGAAGGGCGAUAUGGAAAUGGGUGACCUGGCCCGCGGCGUGUACCAAGAAACGACCAUUGAGAUCACGCACGAGCCGGUGGAAGAAGCGGAAGGCGAAUUCCAUCAUACGGACCGACACAGUGGUUAA
Aspergillus wentii DTO 134E9 is the source of this 1278-nucleotide messenger RNA. RefSeq names its product protein gprD (gene gprD). Gene Ontology annotation, cellular component: plasma membrane. The record is from RefSeq and is a predicted model, not a curated record. Gene Ontology annotation, molecular function: G protein-coupled receptor activity. Lineage: Eukaryota; Fungi; Ascomycota; Eurotiomycetes; Eurotiales; Aspergillaceae. The transcript has 2 exons. Gene Ontology annotation, biological process: adenylate cyclase-activating G protein-coupled receptor signaling pathway. Bases 1 to 1278 code for a protein of 425 amino acids.